Clonostachys rhizophaga is the source of this 1485-nucleotide messenger RNA. NCBI's taxonomy places the organism in Eukaryota, Fungi, Ascomycota, Sordariomycetes, Hypocreales, Bionectriaceae. The record is from the annotation of a GenBank genome assembly.
AUGGCCCGGCCUCAAUACCUCCCCGAUUCCAGGACCAAAUGGACUACUGGGUCCGACUCAUAUCCUAUCUGGCCGUCAGACCCGGAAAUUUCUAUCAUCAGCGAAAUUGCGGCAUCGGUCCUGGGCUUGCCGACUGACAGCCUCAGCGUGCGAUUCCUUGAUGACGGCGCCUAUCACAAAGUGUAUGACAUCAGCCAGACGAAUAUUUCGCCCACCUCCGUUGCGUAUCUAUUUCGCGUCGCGGUAGCAGUCGACCCUGUACACAAGAUGGAAAGCGAGAUGGCGACUCUGGAGUUUCUUCGCCAGAAGACUACUAUUCCUGUGCCCAAGCCUAUUGCCUGGAACUCAUCUGCCGCAAAUCCACUCGGCUAUGAAUGGGCACUUUUGGAAAAGGUCCCAGGAGUGGAUCUUCACGAUGUAUGGCUGAAUCUCCCAUGGGAGAAAAAGGUUAACAUUGUUGAGAGCAUCGCUGGCUAUCUUGCUCAGAUUUGGAGCCUGGAUCUUCGAUUCCCAAAGAUCGGUUCGCUCUACCGAGCCACGUUUGUCGACCAAGAGCACAUCACCAACACACCCCCAUCAGCUACCCCUGCUAACAUUUCUUCAAUCUCCAUGUCAAGAGCCGAUUCUGCGUUCAAGGAAGGCUUCAAGAUGGGGCCUGUGGUAGAUGGCGCUUUCUUCUCCGACCGUCGUCGCUAUCUCGAAAGCGAUCGAGGGCCUUACACCUCCUGCUCCGACUGGCUUCGUGCCCGAAUCGAGAUUGAAAAGGAGUAUAUCAGAACAGGCAAACUCCUCAUCGAAGAACAGCAGACUAUGGAGAAACUAGAAGAUGCGGAUGAUCUUGCCAAUGAGAUAGGCAUAGGCCUUGAUAAAGACGAUGAUUUCGAUACUAUUUUGGACACCUGCGAUGGCUAUAUGCGGGCUCUGCCACUGGUGUUUCCGCCACCAAAAACGAGUAAGCUGUCGGAGGCUCGCUUCGUUCUGCGCCAUUGUGAUCUGCGAGGAGCGAAUAUCAUUGUCCACCCGGAAACGUUCAACAUCACAGGAAUCAUCGAUUGGGAGAGUACCCGCACCGUUCCCGAAUGGUAUGGCUUGAACUAUCCCCUGCUGAUCCAGGAUAUGGAUCCAUUUACGUCCAGGCCCUCGAAGUCGGCCGUGGCCGCGCUCAAGGAGGAGGGAACCAUGCCCGAGGACCGACUCGACAUCCUUCGAUUCCAAUGGAGUUUAUGGGAGAAACAAGACCUGCGUGAGGUGUUUGACCGCAAGCUGGAACAGCUGGGCUUCAGCAAAGACUGGCGUCCCAACUCGCCCGAAGACGAUCUAAAAUCCCGAUUUAUCAAGGGUGUUCGCGACCUGGCCGACUUCUGGCCAAGGUCCGCGAACAUCCUGGAGAAAAUCGAGUCGAAAACCCAACUUGCCCCGAAGGUAACAAACAUCCCCCUCCAAGUCACGAGAGAUGGCGCUUCAGGCUGGGUGACGUGCUCAUGA